ACAGCCCUAAACACCAGAGACUUUUUGGUCAUUUGCCAACAGACGAAACCCUAACUCUACUGAUAUAUAAAACCGCAAAACCUUCUUCUAAAACCUCUCAAUCGCGCGAGCGAGCGAAAUCCAAAACAGAGGAGAUGUCGAAGCGAGGUCGCGGAGGAUCUGCUGGAAACAAGUUCCGGAUGUCGCUGGGUCUUCCGGUGGCGGCGACCGUGAACUGCGCCGACAACACCGGCGCUAAGAAUCUCUACAUAAUCUCCGUGAAGGGCAUCAAGGGCCGGCUCAAUCGCCUGCCGUCGGCUUGCGUCGGCGAUAUGGUCAUGGCCACCGUGAAGAAAGGGAAACCUGAUCUGAGGAAGAAGGUCAUGCCUGCCGUGAUCGUCAGGCAGCGCAAGCCGUUUCGCCGAAAGGAUGGUGUGUACAUGUACUUCGAAGAUAAUGCUGGAGUGAUAGUGAAUCCCAAGGGAGAAAUGAAAGGUUCGGCAAUUACAGGGCCAAUUGGAAAGGAAUGCGCAGAUUUGUGGCCAAGAAUUGCCAGUGCAGCGAAUGCCAUUGUUUGAGAGAUGGUCUGGUGUCAGGAUUUUUGCUAUGUUGAGUUUAAGCCUUUAUUUUGUUUUGGAAGAGAAACUAAGCAAGUUGUUUUGUUGGUGGAUUGGUAAAAAGCCCGAAUUGUUUUUUGUAGAGAAUUUAUAAGCUGCGGUGGAUUUGGAUUUUCUUA
Messenger RNA from Magnolia sinica, 715 nucleotides. Its product is annotated as large ribosomal subunit protein uL14x/uL14z/uL14y-like. Gene Ontology annotation, biological process: translation. Bases 135 to 557 code for a protein of 140 amino acids. The record is from RefSeq and is a predicted model, not a curated record. The transcript has 4 exons. Lineage: Eukaryota; Viridiplantae; Streptophyta; Magnoliopsida; Magnoliales; Magnoliaceae. Gene Ontology annotation, molecular function: large ribosomal subunit rRNA binding; structural constituent of ribosome. Gene Ontology annotation, cellular component: cytosolic large ribosomal subunit; ribosome.